AUGACCGACGCCAACAAAGCCCGCUUCAACGCCGAAGCCGCGCAAUGGGACUCCAACCCCGACAUUCAGCAAGCAACUCGCCUAGCGCACAAAGCCUAUCUCUCUCAUCUUCCCUCCGACCCUGCCAUCCUCUCAACCUACGACAUCCUCGAUCUGGGCUGCGGCACCGGCCUGCUGUCGCUAGCCCUCGCGCCCUCAGUACGCUCCGUCACCGCUGUUGACGCAGCCGAGGGCAUGAUUGGCGCCCUAGAAGCCAAGCUGACUGCUGAAGACGCAGCCAAGAAUGUAUUACCUAUAUGUGCGAUGCUCGAGGACCCGGAUGAUGAGAGGAUUGCUGUGGAUCCCGUGACGAAGGAGAAGGUGACGGGGAGAAGGUUCGACGUGGUUGUGUCGCAUUUGGUGCUGCAUCAUAUUUUGGACCUGCGCAAGCUGUUUGCUACGGUUUUCGGGUGUGUGAAGAAGGGGGGUAAGGUAAUGGUGACAGAUUUUGAGAACUUUGGGCCUGAGGCGAGGAAAUUUCACCCGGAAUCGAAGAUGGAUGGCGUAGAGAGACACGGGAUUUUGAGGGAUGAGAUCAAGACAGUGUUAGAAGAGGCAGGAUUCGUGGACGUUAAGAUUGAAACGGCGUUCGAGCUGGAGAAACAAGUCGAGACGGAACCAGGCAGCGGGGUGAUGGGCCCGACAAUGGUAUUUCCCUUCCUGAUUUGCGAGGGUACGAAGUUGUAA
Molecule: messenger RNA, 726 nt
Organism: Thermochaetoides thermophila DSM 1495
Lineage: Eukaryota; Fungi; Ascomycota; Sordariomycetes; Sordariales; Chaetomiaceae
Exons: 1
Coding region: 1-726 (241 amino acids)
Source: RefSeq, a predicted model, not a curated record